AAAGGCCAGCUUCCAAUGGAAUCGCCGUCCCCCGGGGAUAGCGGCCCCCUGGCUACAUCUGCCCUGGAGAAGUCGGGGCCAAGCGCAAACAAGCGCCGCGAGGAGCCGCGCGCGGCCAGGGCACAGCUGCCAGCUCCCGGGGCCGCAGCCCAGGCCGCGUGGGCAGCGAGGAGGCGCCGCAGCAUGACCCGCCACGCCGAUCCGGUAAUAUCUUUGUUCACUUUUGCCAUCGGUGUCAAUAUCUGCUUAGGAUUCUCAGCCAGUCGAAUUAAGAGGGCAGAAGGAUGGGACGAAGGCCCUCCUACAGUGUUAUCAGACUCCCCGUGGACCAACAUCUCUGGGACCUGCAAGGGCCGAUGCUUUGAACUUCAAGAGGCCGCACCCCCCGAGUGUCGCUGUGACAACUUGUGUAAGAGUUACAGCAGCUGCUGCCACGACUUUGACGAGCUCUGCUUGAAGACGGCUCGUGGUUGGGAGUGCACCAAGGACAGAUGUGGAGAAGUACGCAAUGAAGAAAAUGCUUGUCAUUGCUCAGAGGACUGCUUGGCCCGGGGAGAUUGCUGUACCAAUUACCAAGUGGUUUGCAAAGGAGAGUCACAUUGGGUAGACGAUGACUGUGAAGAAAUCAAAGCUCCCGAAUGUCCUGCAGGGUUUGCCCGCCCUCCAUUAAUCAUCUUCUCUGUGGAUGGGUUCCGCGCCUCGUACAUGAAGAAAGGGAGCAAGGUGAUGCCGAACAUCGAAAAGCUGCGGUCCUGUGGCACUCAUUCUCCCUAUAUGAGGCCUGUGUACCCCACAAAAACCUUCCCUAACUUAUACACGCUGGCCACUGGGCUGUAUCCAGAAUCCCAUGGAAUUGUUGGCAAUUCAAUGUAUGAUCCUGUAUUUGAUGCCACUUUCCAUCUUCGAGGGCGAGAGAAAUUUAAUCACAGAUGGUGGGGAGGUCAACCGCUAUGGAUUACAGCCACCAAGCAAGGGGUGAGAGCUGGAACAUUCUUUUGGUCUGUGUCCAUUCCUCACGAGCGCAGGAUCCUAACCAUCCUACAAUGGCUCACACUGCCAGACAAUGAGAGGCCUUCAGUCUAUGCCUUCUAUUCGGAACAGCCUGAUUUCUCAGGACACAAAUAUGGCCCUUUUGGCCCUGAGGAGAGUAGUUAUGGCUCACCUUUUACUCCGGCUAAGAGACCUAAGAGGAAAGUUGCCCCUAAGAGGAGACAGGAAAGACCAGUUGCUCCUCCAAAGAAAAGAAGAAGAAAAUUACAUAGGAUGGAUCAUUAUGCAGCGGAUACUCGUCAGGACAAAAUGACAAAUCCCCUGAGGGAAAUUGAUAAAACUGUGGGGCAGUUAAUGGAUGGACUAAAACAACUCAAGCUGCAUCGCUGUGUGAAUGUCAUCUUUGUUGGAGACCACGGAAUGGAAGAUGUGACAUGUGACAGAACCGAGUUCUUGAGCAAUUACCUGACUAAUGUGGAUGAUAUUACUUUAGUCCCUGGAACUCUAGGAAGAAUUCGACCCAAAUUUAGCAAUAAUCCUAAAUAUGACCCUAAAGCCAUCAUUGCGAAUCUCACGUGCAAAAAGCCCGACCAGCACUUUAAGGCUUACAUGAAACAGCACCUUCCCAAACGACUGCACUAUGCCAACAAUAGAAGGAUUGAGGAUAUCCACUUACUGGUGGACCGCAGAUGGCAUGUGGCAAGGAAACCUUUGGAUGUUUAUAAGAAACCAUCAGGAAAAUGUUUUUUCCAGGGAGACCACGGCUUUGAUAACAAGGUCAACAGCAUGCAGACUGUUUUUGUAGGUUAUGGCCCGACAUUUAAGUAUAAGACUAAAGUGCCUCCAUUUGAAAACAUCGAACUUUACAAUGUCAUGUGUGAUCUCCUCGGAUUGAAACCAGCUCCUAAUAAUGGAACCCAUGGGAGUUUGAAUCACCUCUUGCGUACCAACACUUUUAGGCCAACCAUGCCAGAGGAAGUCACAAGACCCAUUUACCCGGGGAUUAUGCAUCUUCCGUCUGAUUUCGAUCUGGGUUGCACCUGUGACGAUCAGAACAAGUUGGAUGAACUCAACAAACGCCUUAAUACCAAAGGCUCUACAGAAGCUGAAACCAGGAAAUUGAGAGGCAGCCAAAGUGAAAACAAGGAAAACGUUAAUGGAAAUUUUGAACCUAGAAAAGAGAGACAUCUCCUGUACGGACGGCCUGCAGUGCUUUAUCGGACCAGAUACGACAUUUUAUAUCACAUUGACUUUGAAAGUGGCUAUAGUGAAAUAGUCUUAAUGCCACUUUGGACGUCAUACACUAUUUCCAAACAGACUGAAGUCUCCAGCAUUCCUGAGCACCUGACCAAUUGUGUUCGUCCUGACGUCCGUGUGUCUCCGAGUUUCAGUCAGAGCUGCUUGGCCUACAAAAAUGAUAAGCUGAUGUCGUAUGGAUUCCUGUUUCCUCCCUAUCUGAGUUCUUCACCAGAAACUAAAUAUGAUGCCUUCCUGGUAACCAACAUGGUUCCCAUGUACCCAGCUUUCAAACGGAUCUGGACUUAUUUCCAAAGGGUCCUGGUGAAGAAAUAUGCUUCAGAAAGAAAUGGGGUGAAUGUGAUAAGUGGACCCAUUUUUGACUAUAACUACGAUGGCUUACGUGACACAGAGGAUGAAAUCAAACAGUAUGUGGAAGGCAGUUCCAUUCCUGUUCCAACUCACUACUACAGCAUUUUCACGAGCUGUCUGGAUUUCACUCAGCCUGCUGACAAGUGCGAUGGGCCCCUCUCAGUGUCCUCCUUCAUUCUUCCUCACCGACCCGACAAUGACGAAAGCUGCAAUAGCUCAGAGGACGAGUCCAGAUGGGUAGAAGAACUCAUGAAAAUGCACACAGCUCGGGUUCGGGACAUUGAGCAUCUCACUGGGCUGGAUUUCUACCGAAAGACCAGCCGUAGCUACCCAGAAAUCCUGACACUCAAGACGUACCUGCAUACGUAUGAAAGCGAGAUUUAACUUUCUGAUUACGUGUGGUGUGGUCUUAUCAACUGGUGUAUAUUUUUAUAUUGUGUUUGUAUUUAUUAAUUUGAAACCAGGACAUAAAAAAAACACUUAGUAUUUUAAUCCUCUACCAAAUCUGACAUAUUAAGCCUGAAUGACUCUGCUGUUUCUCUCUAACACUUGAUUUAGACAGUUUUGAGUUCCAAGUAGAGGUUGUAAUAAAUACUGCAGCUUGAGCUUUUAGUAGAAGUGUCUCAAUGGUGCUGCAGAUCAGAUAUUUGCAUUGAGGAAAUGCUAGUUUUCCAGUGCACAGUUGCCACAUUUAGUCCUGUACUGUACUGACAUACUGAUUUUGUAAAGUUGCAUUCAUCCUCUGUUACCUAUGACAGACAUAUUUAAGCCUUAUAGACCAAUCUUAAAUAUAAUAAAUCACACAUUCAGUUUU
Molecule: messenger RNA, 3412 nt
Organism: Jaculus jaculus (lesser Egyptian jerboa)
Lineage: Eukaryota; Metazoa; Chordata; Mammalia; Rodentia; Dipodidae
Gene: Enpp2
Product: ectonucleotide pyrophosphatase/phosphodiesterase 2
Exons: 27
Coding region: 16-2982 (988 amino acids)
Biological process (GO): estrous cycle; immune response; phosphatidylcholine catabolic process
Molecular function (GO): polysaccharide binding; phosphatidylcholine lysophospholipase A1 activity; alkylglycerophosphoethanolamine phosphodiesterase activity
Source: RefSeq, a predicted model, not a curated record